UGCCAGCCAUCCAAACCCCUCCCCUUUGAUUACCUCGCUUCUGUCUAUGCCUGUCUCUCAUUCCUACUCUCUCUCCUUUUUGCUCUGUCUGCCAGGCUGAGUUGGUUUCAGACAGUGCAUCACAAACACACACGCACACACACAUACACGUGCCACUCUAUGUCUCUAGCAGCUCUCCACUCAUCUGCUCUCUCCUCCUCCUUCUCCUCACUCACCAUGGAGUCACAUCACUAAAGAGUGGAUUAUCCCCGUUUUUCCUCUUCUCUCCUCUUCACUUGAUUUGGUGUGUUUGGGUGUCUGUUUCAAGGUGGGAAUGCUCGUGUCAGCGACCGCACUGUUGGGGGCUACACUGGGAACCGUGUCUGGACUGUUGACGCUGUGUGGUCUCUCGCUGCUGUGCAAGAGCUGCAAAAAGGGGAAACUUGAAAGAGGGGACGAGGCAGACCCAGAGAAAGCCAAACCCAGUAUCCUGCAUACUCUGACACAGUUCAGUGUGCAGAAGUCCACAAAGCCCAUCCAGCCUCAAGCAUCUUUGAAGUUUCCUGAAAUCUACUGCCCCAAACCUUGUGUCACUUCUCAAGAGGUAAUAAACUACAAAGAACAUGGAGCUGCCAAUGACACGUCUGCUGCAGCGCUCGACACCUGUAACCAGGCAACCGAUCGCGAGGAUGUCUUCUCCCUCCCGCGGCAAGCUUCCACAGAUGAAACGCCCUGCACAUCUGAGCAAACUGGUGCCAUGACGAAAAGUAGCUCUAUCCUAUAUCCUAAACUACAUUUCUCCAUCAGCCUGCACAAAGAAAAUGAAGAGCUACACAUCAGCAUUGUAGAAGCGGAGAAUAUAUCAGUGGAGGCUGGAUGUGAGGGAUAUAUAUCAGGGUGUGUGAGCGUCUCUGAAGAGCAGAGGCACGCUCAGACAGCCAUCCACAAGCUAGCCGCACAUGUGCAGUGGGGAGAGGAGCUGGUGUUUGCUCUCCCCGUGGAGGGCACAGAAGACACAGACAGUCUAGAUGGAGAAGUGGCCCUCUCACUUCACUGCUGUGAUCGAUUCUCCCAUAAUUCCACUCUGGGCACGAUGCGCUUUAAGCUGGCUGAUAUAAGCAUGAUGCUGGAUGCUGAUUGCUGGGUUGACUUACAGCCACCUAAACAGCAGGAAGUGGCAUCAUCAUCUGGAGAGCUUCUAUUGUCACUCAGUUAUCUGCCAGCAGCCAAUAGACUUGGGGUGGUGGUAAUGAAGGCAAGAGGACUACAGUCAGACAAACUGAAAGAUAACAUAGAUCUAUCGGUAAAGCUGACCUUGAAACAUCUAAAUGCCAAGCUGAAGAAGAAGCAGACGCGGCGAGUGAAGCACAAGAUGAAUCCGGUCUGGAACGAGAUGAUGAUGUUGGAGCUGCCCAGUGAGUUACUGGCUAAAUCCAGCGUUGAAUUGGAGGUACUGAACCUGGCCAGUCCCGGGACCCUUCUCCCGCUGGGCCGCUGCGUGCUGGGUCUCCGCACCUCUGGGACCGGCCUGCAGCACUGGAAACAGAUGUUAGAUAAUCCACGCAAGCAAAUUGCUAUGUGGCACCCUCUAUACACCUAGAAUACAGGUUCAUAUUCUGCAAAACUUCACCUGCACACAAUGAUUGGUUAAAUGUGUGGUUGGAUUUUUAGGACACUACUCUAUUGCUGUGUAAAAACAUAGUACUCCAAUAUAAUAAAUAUUUAACUAGAUAUAAUGCGUGAACCCAGUUGUUAUAAUUUUGUAAUAUGAAACCAUUUUCUCUGCAGUACUAAUAUUGUUACACAGUAGUUUAGAGUAUUUUAAUGUAAGCAGUGCUGCAUUUAGCUUUGCUGUUGUUAAUGAGUCUUUAAAUUACUCACUGCUAUUUUAAACUGGUCCGACUUGGUGCCAUCCUCAUCUCCUAACACUUGUCAGAUAUAAAUAUGACUGAACAGCCCACUCAGUCAAUAUCAUAGUGACCGAUGGGAGAGAGAAGCAACGGCUCAGGUCUGAUGUGUAAAGCCUGGCUGGAUUAGAUCAGGAGAAAGGUUAUACUACUGUAUCUAACCAGGUUUGGCAGAACAGAUGUCCCUCAUAACUCAUCCUGAAUAAACAAUCACAACAAAUAUUAGGUUAAAGCAUUGUUUGUCAGAUGAAGCCCUUAUAUGAUCCACAGGCAGGGUUUUUCUGAGCGCAUCAGAAUACAGAAAUCAGUCUAUUGUGGUCGGGAACACUUAGAAAAACAUUUGAAUAUAAUUCAUUUUUAAGUUUAAUAGCAAGCAGUGUGGUUUCCCUCCUAUGAAAGCUUAUGGAUCCGCUUAGUCACACUGUCACAGCUGGAAAGAUGGAGCCCUGCACUGACUGUAGAUUGUGGCUGGUACCUUUACAGCAGUAACACACUAAAUUAAUAUACAGGGUCUCAAUAGUGCAGCUUUAGUCUCCUCAAGAUGCAUGAAUACAGAAAAAAAGUUUAAAUGGACCACUGUCUUUUAAUUUCAAAAAUGUAAAUAUAUAUAAACAGCAGGAUAUGUAUACUAUAUACCAUAUGUGUAUUAGGAUAAAGUAUCUCAACAGGUUCUGCCAGGCUCCAGGAAAGUUACUUUAUACUCUUGAGUGUAAUAGAAGAUGGUGUUCUCUGCCAUUAUUGUACUUUAGGACAUUUUAGAUGACAAAAUUAAACUCAUAACUGUAAUGAAAAUUACUCAGUUUGGAGACCUAUGAAAGUCUGUUAAAAAAAUAGAUAAAAUUAAAAAAGGUAAUUGCUCAUUUUAUUUCACUUAGACAAUUAGACGGACAAUUUGUUCCCCAGAACUGCGAGAAACAAAAUCUAAAUUGUGAAAAAAAA
Molecule: messenger RNA, 2825 nt
Organism: Carassius auratus (goldfish)
Lineage: Eukaryota; Metazoa; Chordata; Actinopteri; Cypriniformes; Cyprinidae
Product: synaptotagmin-13-like
Exons: 6
Coding region: 314-1579 (421 amino acids)
Biological process (GO): synaptic vesicle endocytosis; calcium ion-regulated exocytosis of neurotransmitter
Cellular component (GO): dense core granule; synaptic vesicle membrane; exocytic vesicle
Molecular function (GO): clathrin binding; calcium-dependent phospholipid binding; phosphatidylserine binding
Source: RefSeq, a predicted model, not a curated record